AGUUAAAGGAGGUUAAUUGGUUCAGCCUAAAAACGAAUUGUAAAAUUAUAUAAAAAGACAAGAAAUUUCUCAGAUCUAAGUUUAAUUUAACCAAGAAUGCAGGCCGUAAUUCUAGCCUUGUUGGCAAUCUGCACCAUUUGCUAUUGUUUUGAUCCCAGGUGCCUGGACAAAUAUUUGGGUACAGCUUUUGAUGAAUGCACGUUUGAGCAUGGCGGCAAUAAGGCCUACACAACAAAUUGGGCUGGAUUUCGAAAAUCUGUGGAUACCAACGAAAAGUGUUUCCGGGCAUGUGUUCUAAGAAAAUGUGACUUUUUGGAUGAGGAGGCAAAAAUUAAAGAGGAUGUUCCCCUGGGCCUAGCCAUAAUGUUAAGCGGUGGCAAUCGAAGCAAAGUGCCAUCCAUAGAACAGGCGGCCCGAGCCUGUAGAAAUCUAAUGCAAUAUGGAGAUAAUAUAUGUGAAAACACCGAAAAUUGGUCUAGGUGCAUAACUGAACAGUGUAAACGUUGUGGUUUGGAGUUGAAGCUUUAAUAAAGGAUCUAAUGGAAAUCGAA
This is a messenger RNA of Musca domestica (house fly), 551 nucleotides long. Its product is annotated as general odorant-binding protein 19d-like. NCBI's taxonomy places the organism in Eukaryota, Metazoa, Arthropoda, Insecta, Diptera, Muscidae. The transcript has 5 exons. Gene Ontology annotation, molecular function: odorant binding. Bases 97 to 528 code for a protein of 143 amino acids. The record is from RefSeq and is a predicted model, not a curated record.